Alternaria atra is the source of this 1149-nucleotide messenger RNA. RefSeq lists its product as uncharacterized. The transcript has a single exon. Gene Ontology annotation, molecular function: NAD binding; oxidoreductase activity, acting on the CH-OH group of donors, NAD or NADP as acceptor. The record is from RefSeq and is a predicted model, not a curated record. Bases 1 to 1149 code for a protein of 382 amino acids. NCBI's taxonomy places the organism in Eukaryota, Fungi, Ascomycota, Dothideomycetes, Pleosporales, Pleosporaceae.
AUGUCUUCGUUACCCAUCAAGCUCGCUGUUCUCGAUGACUACCAUAACAUAGCAGCAAAGCACUUCACCCACAUCGACUCCUCCAAAGUCGAUAUAACCGUAUUCAACGACACCCUGCCAUCCUACUCGCAUCCUCGAACCUCCGAUGCCGACCGCAAAGCCCUCGUCGACCGCCUCAAACCCUUCGCCGCCCUAUCAACUAUGCGCGAGCGCACUCCCUUCCCAGGCGAAUUACUUCGUCAGCUACCGAACCUCAACAUAGUAUUCGCUACGGGUGGAAAGUUCGAAAGCUGGGAUCUGGAUACAAUGAAGGAUAUAGGUAUCACGGUGUGCGCCGCGCCCGGCAAGGGUAGAACAGAUGGCAAGGGUAGUGGUGCGUCUCCGCGUUCUUUGCCAAUGAAACAAGGUGGUGGUCAUCCGACGACACAGCAUGUUUGGGCGCUUAUAUUGGGUCUUGCCCGGAACAUAGCCGCGGAUGAUGCUGUCGUCAAGGGCAAAGGUGUGCCAGCUGGGUGGCAGACUGAACUAGCGAUGGGAUUACAGGGAAAGACGUUAGGCUUGGUUGGUCUAGGAAGAAUUGGAGCGCAUGUCGCAAGAGUUGGCGUGCUCGCUUUUGGCAUGAAGAUUGUGUGUUGGAGCGCGAAUCUGACACAAGAGAAGGCUGACAAACUGGCUGAAGAAUGCGGCCUGCCGGUGACCGGUGGAGGCAUGACUGGUAAGAACGACAAGACAUUUAAGGUGGUCGCCAAAGAACAGCUUUUUACAUCUUCUGAUGUGGUAAGCGUACACUACGUCCUUAGCGAACGAUCGAAGGGUGUGGUUGGCACACAGGAGCUGCAGUGGAUGAAACCGACAGGACUCCUUAUCAAUACCUCUCGCGGACCACUCGUGGAUGAGAGCGCAUUACUGGAUACGCUCCGACACGGACGCAUACGUGGCGCUGCCCUCGAUGUGUUCGACAUUGAACCUCUUCCCGCUGAUAGCCCAUGGCGGAAUGAGGACUGGAACGUCAAAGGCAAGAGCCGAGUGUUACUAACGCCACAUAUGGGGUAUGUUGAAGAGGGAACCCUGAUGACCUGGUACGAAGAGACAGCAGAGAAUCUGGAGAGGCUGGUUGCGGGGAAAGAGCUGCUGCAUCGGGUCAUUUGA